Molecule: messenger RNA, 2421 nt
Organism: Alosa alosa (allis shad)
Lineage: Eukaryota; Metazoa; Chordata; Actinopteri; Clupeiformes; Clupeidae
Product: tumor necrosis factor receptor superfamily member 9
Exons: 9
Coding region: 196-1557 (453 amino acids)
Biological process (GO): inflammatory response
Molecular function (GO): tumor necrosis factor receptor activity; protein binding
Source: RefSeq, a predicted model, not a curated record
AUUACUUUCAUGUCAACUUCAUCGUCAUAACGUGACGGUGCAACCCAUCCUCGCGGCGCCAAACUUAAACCCCCGCUUGUUUAAAUGCCGGUAUCAGCCCGAGAUGUUUCAUUCUGAUACGACUCAGACCAGGCAGACAGUAGCAGCUUUCGUGUUAGCACCACAUUUUUCGCUGGUUAUUUGCAUAUCGUCGGAAUGGAAUGGAUGUAUUCAACAAACGUCUUAAUUAUCAUCUUUCUUUGUAAACUGCUCUCAGUGUCAGGCCACUGCCCAUGUGAGCCAGGGCAGGAGCACUGUAAGUGUCUCCAGUGCAAAAAGGAUUACUACAGGCGUCAAAGACAUAGUCGAUAUUCUUGUGAUGCCUGCACACAACCCUGUUCCGCAAAACACCUUGUUGAGAUAAAAGCCUGCAGUAUCAACACCAACCGUGUGUGUCACUGUGCCAAAGGCUAUUACUGCCCUGAACCUCAAAACUUCAGCUGUGUUUUCGACUGCAAGCCUUGUCCUCCUGGAACAUUCUCCAAUAAAACAUCCUUGGACCCAUCCUGUCAUCCUCACACAGAUUGUAAAGGUCGAGGAGUGAUCACGGAGGGGACAGCUACACAGGACCGGGUCUGUGUUGAUGCUACCACCCCACUUUCCAGCACUACCUCAAGGAGCACAUCUGGAGGUGAUGCUACUACCACCAGACUUACCAGCACACAUGGCAGGCCUACUACCUCAAAGAGCACAUCUGGAGGUGAUGCUACCACCACCAAACUUAUCAGUACAUAUGAUAGUCUUACUACCUCAAAGAGCGCAUCUGGAGGUGACUCUACCACCAACAGACAGGUUCUUACUGGCCCAACGAACUCUUCUGUUGCCUAUGAUACUUUGAAGACAGGCAGGACCCAUGGCCUGAUCAAAACAGACUCAAUGACGGGUCAUGAAGGUUUUUCCGACACCUUGACAGACUCACCUAGUCAGUGGCUAGUUGUGCUGAUGAUACUCCUGGUUGUCUCUGUUCUGGUGGGCUGCUUCCUGUGGCUCAAGGGCAAGGCUCUGAAGAAGCAGCUUAAGUGGACCAAGGGUCUGCCAUUUGGAAAAUAUCCAGUGACAAAGAAGGUGGGUUACAACGUCUGUGCACCCUCCCUCCAGCAGGAGCAGCAGCAGCAGCUUGGGCCAGACAUGGAAAGUGACCCGUGUGUGGAGCGGCUGAUUCCCCUGAGCUGGGGGAGCGGGGGCCCACCGAAGGAGACGGGGUCAGCGGCCCAGCCUCACCCAGGCAGCACGCAGCACGUUACCAUGAACAAUAGUGGAAGGGGAGAGAGCAUCAGCAACACUGUGGGGUCUAUAUUUAUCUACUCUCCCGGAAUGGUGGUCCUGGGCACCAAUGCUUCGGACCGGCGAGAGGAGGGGCAGCAGGCCUCUGUUCCGCAGCAGGAGUCUCGCAGUGCCUCCUCCAGCGGCUCCUCCAACGGCUUCUCCAGAUCCUACCCAGACUCAGUGGGGUUCAGCACCCAGGAGGAGGAUGACAACAAAGAGCUCAGCUACCCAAUCCCAGCCAGCGGCAAAUGAACUCUGAGGUUCCCUGGCACUGGUGGUUGGCAGGAGUGGCAGAGGAUGCCCUGAACAGGCUGUGGAAGAUCAUUUGAGUAUGACAGAGCGGGGUCAUCUGGGUUGCAUGCGAGUUUGAAGACAAGUGAGGUGAUCAGGACCUGGACAUUUGGGCUGGAUGACAAGCAUUUAAUGGAACAUGUGCUCAGGAGUCUGUUUUUAUUGUAGGAGAGUCACUGUUGGAGCUAUUGACAUUUUAAGGGCAAGUUCCUGCUGUCCCUUGCUUGCUCUGCACGGUUAAAAGAACGCAUUAAGAAACAGACGCCCUCACAUAUUCCGGUCAGAGUCUCACUUCCUCCUUGACAAGCCCAGAGCCAUUCUUGAUGAAAAUAACUGCUUGCAUGCAAAUGGCGUGCAGAUCUGUUACGAAAUGACAUACCUCUAUAUGAGUGGACAAGACACUGACUGCUUGUUUACUGUAAGGUAGAGUAGGUGUGUGGACAAGAAGUGCCUUGCAUUUUGCCUGUUAGCUGGCUCAUUUCUGAACUGCCGCAACGCUGGAGAACAGAGUAAUUUACAUACUGUGGGCAGUUUUUUGCACGAGACCCAUACUGUAUAUAGUGAACUCACAAGAUUGUGUGUGUCUAGAUAAGCCUUCGGACCAUGUUCAAGUGUAUAGUUUUGGUGUAAACAUGAAGAUGCAAAAGGAAGUUUAUUUAGAUAAUGCUACUGCAGGGCAUUUUGCUCCAAUAGACUUUAAUGGUGUGUCAUUAAGGAUUUUCUCUCUUCCUCUCUCUCUCUCUAUCUAUCUAUCUACCUUGGCAUGCCAUGUGUUUUCAGUGGAAGUUGAUUCAGACUGAAACCAUGAAUCAUUUUUUAAAAACA